Molecule: messenger RNA, 1914 nt
Organism: Pistacia vera
Lineage: Eukaryota; Viridiplantae; Streptophyta; Magnoliopsida; Sapindales; Anacardiaceae
Product: dehydrogenase/reductase SDR family member on chromosome X-like
Exons: 11
Coding region: 444-1544 (366 amino acids)
Source: RefSeq, a predicted model, not a curated record
AACAAUUCAACCACCAAUAUUUUACUAAAACUACUAAUAACCCCGGCUACAUUCCACAAAAUGCAGGGGGUGAGAAAGAGAGAUCAUGGCAGGUAGAUAAUAUACUUUUUCGUAAAUUUACUCCUUUAAAAGUUCCAAAAUUAUCGUAAAUGCACAGCAAAACUCGUUUAAUGUCUCUUCUUCUUCACUCUCAUCUGUGAGAACUGAGAACAACUCUUCACUCCCCAUCUUCUUUUUUCUUACAUCAAAUUACACAAAACAACAACCGCCUAUUAGGGACAACACGCAAGACUCUCAUGCGAAAUUUGUUUGUUCUCACCGGUUGCUAUUGUCAAAAUUUAUGUUUUUGUAGGAAGUUGGUUGGGGCAAAUAGUACCGCCAGAUCAAAAUAGUUCAGCCAAUCUGAGAACAAGUUCUCUGAGAGAACGAAGACAAGAAUAGUAAUGAAAGAAUUAAAAGGGCUCCUGCAUUUUAUAUGCUCGGUUCAGUUCUGGAGAAUGGUGGUGCUUUGGACAGUAUCUGUUCUGACCUCGUACUGGCAACUUUUUGUCCAAAGUCUCUUCUCUCAGAAAUCUGACUUUUUUACUCGUCAUCUUCCUCCAACUACAGGGCUUACAAGACCUGUUUGUGUCAUUACUGGUGCUACAUCUGGUUUGGGUGCAGCUGCAGCCUAUGCUCUUUCAAAAGAAGGGUUCAGUGUUGUUCUUGCUGGGCGGUCAUCCCAUUCAUUAUCAAAGACUAUGAAAGGAAUACUGAGUAGGAAUAAAGAUGCGCACGUCAAAGCUUUUCAGGUCGAUCUGUCAUCUUUCCAGUCGAUCUUUAAGUUUAAAGACUCACUUCAGCAGUGGCUUUUGGAUUCUAAUAUGCAUUUUUCUAUCCAACUCUUAAUAAACAAUGCUGGGAUAUUGGCAACGUCAUCUCGACUCUCAUCUGAAGGCCAUGAUCAGAUGAUGAGUGCAAACUACAUUGGUGCAUUCUCUCUUACUAAACUUCUAUUACCACUUCUCAGAAACAGUCCUGUUCCUUCCCGGAUAGUGAAUGUUACUUCAUUCACACAUCGAAAUGUGUUUGGUGCACAGAUUGACAAUGAGACUGUCACUGGGAAGUGCUUCUUGAGAUCUAAAGAUUAUCCAUUUGCACGUGUCUAUGAGUUUUCCAAAUUAUGCCUACUUCUUUUCACUUAUGAGCUUCACCGACAACUUGGCUUGAUGGAUAACUCUCGACAUGUCUCUGUCAUUGCUGCGGAUCCUGGUGUCGUGAAAACAAACAUCAUGCGAGAAGUUCCUUCAUCUAUUUCUCAUGUGGCAUUUAUUGUAUUGAAGCUUCUUGGCCUUCUGCAGUUGCCUGAAAAUGGUAUCAAUAGUAUUCUUGAUGCAGCCCUUUCCCCACCCGAAACAUCUGGAGUUUACUUUUUUGGUGGAAAGGGUAGGACUGUAAACUCUUCUGCACAAUCCUACAACUCCAGACUUGCAGAGGAACUUUGGACUACUUCAUGCCAUCUCUAUGAAGAGUACGAACGUGCUUGCAAGGAAUUAUCGAAAUAAGCAUAAUAAAUUAAGGAAAGGAUAAAAUCCUGGAUAUAAGAGGUCAGGCCUAUUAUUUGCGGUUGGAGUUUCAUGGUUCAGGAGAAACAUUGCCUUUGAAAGUUGGUGUGACAGUGAAACAGGCCGAAAACAACUAUUGUGGGAGUGGGACUAGAUAUUUCUGAUGUGCUGAAUUGCUUAGGCAUGGGAGCAAAUCAGCAAAACCUUGCCUUGCCGCCCCUAAACCCAUGGGAGCUACACAAUGUUACACAAUUUCAUGAGUUUAUUUUACAUGGUUUUUGUUUUACAUUGGUUUCUAUAUAUUUUAAUUGCUUGGUUUAGGCCUUAGUCCUUACAACUGAAAAUAGAGAAUGGUAAUUAAUUGAGUUUA